Messenger RNA from Ylistrum balloti, 975 nucleotides. Its product is annotated as tRNA dimethylallyltransferase 1-like. NCBI's taxonomy places the organism in Eukaryota, Metazoa, Mollusca, Bivalvia, Pectinida, Pectinidae. Gene Ontology annotation, biological process: tRNA modification. The record is from RefSeq and is a predicted model, not a curated record. Gene Ontology annotation, molecular function: tRNA dimethylallyltransferase activity. The transcript has a single exon. Bases 1 to 975 code for a protein of 324 amino acids.
AUGCUUUUUGGUCCUACUGGUGUUGGGAAGACAGAGUUUAUACAAACAUUAUAUAACUACUGGAAACAGCAAUCUGCUAACGGAGCAGGCGAUGCCAUAGAACUUAUUGUGGCAGAUUCUCGGCAGGUGUACAAAUCAAUUCCUAUAGCCAGUGCCCAGACAGAUGCUACACUCAAGAAGCUUGUUCCGCACCAUUUAUCGGAGACUGUUGAGAUAACAGAUACGUAUACUGUAUUUCAGUUUUGUUCGCAAGCACUAGCAUUGUUAAAGCAAAUUCAAGCAAGGGGUAACACAGCUAUAGUGAUAGGAGGAACAGCGUACUACCUCUAUCAUUUAUGGAGGGGGGUACCUACAAGCCCUCAAAUUCCGCGAGCCUUGCACGAGGCGCUGGUAGAUGAGCAUGCAAACAAGGGCUUACCCCACCUUUACUCUGAGUUAUGCACCCGGGACCCCGAGUAUGCAUGUAGCAUAUCCUCCAAUGAUACACAGAGAAUACUGAGAGCAUUGGGUGUGCUACGUUAUGGGGGAAGACUCUUGAGCAGCUACAAGCGGAUAGAAGAACACACAUUACGCCCUGUACAUGUAUUUGCUCUUCUACGAAGUAGACAGGAGCUCUAUGAAAGAAUAAAUAAAAGGGUAGAGAAGAUGUGGGAGCAGGGUAUCGUUCAGGAGGCGUACACCCUAUGGAGUUCAGGGAUACGUUCGUCUCACAAUGUGUACCGAACCAUUGGAAUUCAAGAGCUUCUUUCAAACAAAGAUAUAGUGAAGGCAUGGUCUCUUCAUAAAGCAAUGCGUAAAGAAGAUUCCGAGCAAAGUAAGGAGCUUAUAAAAAAGCACACACGAAGAUUCGCAAAAAGACAGAUAAGCUUCUUUGCUCGUUUUCAUGCAGUCCAGCACUGUGAUUUAGGAGAUACACAGCAGGUAGAGAGCCUCUGUAGUACUCUCUAUAGCUUAGCGCAUACUGUACGUACAUAA